GGGGAGUGCAGGGCCGUGCCAUGCUACUACUGAGCAGUCAGGCAACGGAGCGGACUAUCCCCGGGGCCGCAAGUAAAGCUGUCACAGCCCACCAGUCAGGAGGAGGUAAGACCGCGGUGGACCACAUUUCUGUCAUCCUGAAUGGAACUCUGGGCCGUGAGGAGGUGGGUUCGAGGUCGGUGGCGGUCCAGGCCGCCCGAUAUGCCCCACUGGAGCAAAGUCAUCCUGCAGCCGGGAGCACUAGGGCACGACAGCAGGCGCUGCAGGGGGAGGAGGGACGCUUCAGCCUGGGCAGGAUACGGCAGGAUCUUGGCAGGUGGCCCUCCCUGAGCCACACAGGCAGAGUGGAGAGGAGGAGGGAGGAUGCAGUGCAGGAGGAGGAGGAGGUAGAGAAGGAGGAUGGGGGGGAAAUGACAACGGACCGGUUUCUCCAACUGCAACAGCCCUCCAAUAACUCAGCAGCUCCAGCAGCAGCCCAACCUUCUCAGUCAGACUGGGAGACUACAGCGGUAGGAGUAGAGGUAGAUACAGCCACAGCAGCUCCAGAGCAACAGAAGACCCAGGUAGAAACCCAGGGACAGGACAUUUCUCCCCAGUACGAAGGGUCUCUCCUUGGGCAUAAUGGUGGUGUUCUGGUCGGCGGUGGCCGUCUACCCCGGGCUGUGCUCCGCAGGAAGCCAUCCCAGGACAGUGCUGCGCCAGACAGCAGGAGGGUGGUGAGCAUGUAUGGAGCCCCAGCCUGGCAGCAACGAGGCUCGCUAAGUGACCAGGACAGAACAGACAAACCCAGGAGGCCCAGGAGUGUGUGCAUGCUGGGAGGCCCCAACCUUAGCCCUGCCCUGUUGCAGCCUGGGUCCCACAGGUCCCACUCCCAGCAGAGCUCCAGACGGGUGGCUACAGGAUCUCUGGACGGUCCCCCCCAGCAGUGCUGGACCAGGAGGGCAGAGCUCCGGGCGGUGGACGGCCUCAAGCCGGAGGUGCUCACUCAGCGGACAGUGGCUGAGGAGAAGGGGGUCCCCAGGGUCCGGCAGCAGACCUGGAAACAGAGACCAGUCAGUAUGACAAUGUUGGAGCUGAGGAAGAAGGGCUCUGUAUCUCAGGACGAGCUGGAUAGCCAUAGGGGAAGCCAGGUUAGAGGUCUGUUCGGCCGCUGGAGGAUCUUUGGCCGACCAGCCCAGGACAAGGAGAAGGAUAAGGAGGGAGCCCGAGCCCCAGGUUCCAAGCCCCCCAGCAGGCUGGAUGUCCCCAAGAAGACCCUGAGCUCCUUACGCCGGAGUCUCAGUUUGCGGAUCAGGAGGAACCGGCCGCGGGGGAGAGUGGAAAUAUCCGAAGUGACAGCAGAGGAACGCUCACGCACUAAAAGUAUCGGGCAAGAGACAUCUCUCCCCUCGCGGCCCUUCUCCUAUCUCACCGGGAGGUCCCUGCCACCCCCUUACGAGAGGGAAAAUGAUGGAGGGAUGCAGAACAUUCAGUACCACAGCCAGGGCAAGGUCAAGGUGAUGGAGGUGCCCCUCUACCCAGCCAGACUGUCCUCCUCCACUAAACCAGCCCAUGAAGAGCCCAGCGUGUGGCAGCUCAUAGCCAGCCGCUUUAGGAGGAAGGAGCAGCAACAACCGCCCAACGGUAAAUGUAAACUCCAGCCCCAACCCCUGAGCAAAGAGACUGGCAAAUAUCCCCUGGCUGGGAAUAAAAAGCCUCAGCUAGUUUCCAUAGAGACUCUGGCAGGCAUCGACUGCAGCAAAGGUCAAGACUCUUUCGUCAACAGCCAAGAAUGGACAUUGAGUCGAUCAGUGCCAGAGCUCAAAGUGGGUAUUGUGGGUAAUCUGUCGAGCGGGAAAUCGGCCCUUGUCCACCGGUACCUGACAGGCACGUACGUGCAGGAGGAAUCCCCUGAAGGUGGUCGGUUCAAGAAGGAGAUGGUGGUUGAUGGACAGAGCUACCUGCUGCUGAUCAGAGACGAGGGAGGCCCCCCGGAGCUGCAGUUUGCAGCGUGGGUAGACGCUGUGGUGUUUGUCUUCAGUCUGGAGGAUGAGAUCAGUUUCCAGACAGUCUACAACUACUUCCUGCGUCUGUCCAGCUACAGGAACACAGCAGAGGUCCCCAUGGUCCUGGUCGGGACGCAAGAUGCCAUCAGUGCUGCCAACCCCAGAGUGAUCGAUGACUCACGAGCCAGGAAGCUGUCCAACGACCUGAAGCGUUCCACCUACUACGAGACCUGCUCCACCUACGGCCUCAAUGUGGAGAGAGUCUUCCAAGAUGUCGCCCAGAAGGUGGUGGCUCUGAGGAAAAAGCAGCAGCUGUCUAUUGGUCCGUGCAAGUCCCUUCCCAACUCGCCUAGCCACUCAUCAGUCCCCAACGCAUCCCUCCCCUCUGUGCAUAUUAACCAGGCGGCGAAUGGCGGGGUUGCGUUCAGCGACUACUCCUCCUCGGUGCCUUCCACUCCCAGCAUCAGCCAGAGGGAGAUGCGCAUCGAGACCAUCGCCGCCUCUAAUACGCCCACACCCAUCCGCAAGCAGUCCAAGCGCCGCUCCAACAUCUUCACAUCACGGAAAGCCAACAGUGAACAGGCAAAGACCACUGACAGUAAAACAGAUAGUAUAGGCAGUGGAAGGGCCAUACCCAUCAAACAGGGCAUCCUUCUGAAGAGAAGUGGGAAGUCCCUGAAUAAGGAGUGGAAGAAGAAAUACGUCACACUUUGUGACAACGGCCUCCUCACCUACCACCCCAGUUUACAUGACUACAUGCAGAAUGUGCACGGGAAAGAGAUUGACCUGUUGAGGACCACGGUCAAGGUGCCAGGGAAACGACCACCCAGAGCAGUCACCACUAUCGCCCCCACCGCCAGCCCCAAGACAAACGGGCUGACCAAGGACCGCAGCACCCUGCAGCUGGGCGUAGCCACCACAGGUGCGCCCCAUUCUAACAGCAAUACAUCUCUCCAGUCAGAGCGUUCGGUCAGCGGAGGAGGCCUGGUGGGCUUCGGUGGCAGUAAGGACAGCAUGCACCAACGCUCCUUCUCUGUUUCCAGUGCCGACCAAUGGAACGAGGCCGUCAUCAACACCAGUGCAAGCACCGGGGCCGCCAACGGGAUGGGCGAGCCCCUAACCUGCAGCUCUGGAGUGGGCAGUGCCACCAGUCCCAAGCUGGAGCCUCCCCCCUCACCUCACGCCAACCGCAAGAAACACAGACGGAAAAAGAGCACGGGCAUCACCAAGCCAGACGGGCCGUCUGCAGGCAAUGAAGAGUCGGAGGAGUCGUUUGAGUUCAUUAUCGUGUCUCUGACGGGCCAGAUGUGGCAUUUCGAGGCAUCUACGUUUGAGGAGAGGGAGCUGUGGGUCACAGCUAUCGAGAGCCAGAUCUUUGCCAGCCUGCAGUCUUGCGAGAGCAUGAAGAAUAAGUCCCGGUUAGGCAGCCAAAGUGAUGCAGCGUCCAUUCAGUCCAUAAGGAACGUGAGAGGGAACAGCAUCUGUGUGGACUGUGAUGCAGCCAACCCGGACUGGGCCAGUCUUAACCUGGGGGCUCUGAUCUGUAUCGAGUGUUCAGGGAUCCACAGGAACCUGGGGACCCACCUGUCAAGGGUCCGUUCCCUGGACCUGGAUGACUGGCCCGUGGGGCUCAGCAUGGUGAUGAUGGCUAUAGGCAACGCUAUGGCCAACAGUGUCUGGGAAGGGGCCCUGGAGGGGUACACCAAGGUGGGCGCUGACAGCACCAGGGAGGAGAGGGAGCGGUGGAUCCGGGCUAAGUAUGAGCAGAAGCUGUUCCUGGUGGGUCUCCCCCAGUCGGAUGUGCCCCUGGGGCAGCAGCUGCUCCGGGCCGUGGUGGAGGACGACCUGAGGCUGGUGGUGCUGCUGCUGGCCCACGGCACCAAGGAGGAGGUCAACGAGACGUACGGAGACGGGGACGGACGCACCGCCCUGCAUCUGUCCUGUGCCAUGGCCAACGUGGUCAUCACCCAGCUUCUCAUCUGGUACGGUGUGGACGUGAAAAGUCGGGACGCGCGCGGCCAGACGCCGCUGUCCUGUGCCCGGCGGGCAGGAAGCCAGGAGUGUUCUGACAUCCUGCUCCAGCACGGCUGCCCCAACGACCCGGUCAGCAGCAGCAGCCUCACCACCCCCAACAUGAGCCGCAGAAACCCCAGUGUUAACCCCAACCCUAACGUCAACAACAACAAUGCCCUCAGUGAGCUCAACCGCAGUGUCAGUAUAAUGUAGGACCAGGAGUGGAUCAUCCCAGAGCAGACUGGAGUAGACUUGACUCACCGAUCACCAAGGCCCGUGAACAUAAACACACUGUGUCCCCAUAGACGACCCAGUAACCGUACUACUCUCCCGGUCCCCAUUCUCCUCCUAUUCCGCUUCAUACUGUGUCAACUAAACUGAGCGACUGGCAGUAGAGGCUUUUUUGGGCCGCAACGAACAGGAUAGAGAUAUUCCAAGAUGCUGAGAGAGGCAGGCUUUACCUGGUGGACAUUGUAUAUUGUAUUUGUUUGGUUGUUGUUUUCCUCAUAUCAUUGGCGCAGCCGUACUGUCUGUCAGUAACGAUCAUGAUCAGUUUAAAAUGUUUUUAUUGUUAUUAAGCAUCAACCAAAUGAAUGGCUCACCCCUCCCCUCUCUACUAAAACAGUUCAUUUCUAUGCUUGAACAUUUCCUUUCGUGUCGUCCUCUGUUGGAGCCAAACUGUGUUUAUAUUGUGCCGUUUGAUGAAAUGACAAAUUCCCUCCGAUAAUGCUUCCAUGCCUAUAUAGAGAAAGAUAAACGCAGUGGUAACAUUUUGCUUUCAGAUACUUCAAAGGAACUUCCAUGUUGGACGCACAGCGUUUGCUGAGUGGUAUCAUCCAUAGUCAUGCAGGAGAGAAACUAUUCCUAUAGAUGGUGUAAUAGGGUUUACAACAAGUCCUCCAUAGCCCACCAAUUUCAGAAUUCAGAAGGUUCGAAAUUAACCAGUUAGUAUUGGUACUAUGAAGCCAUCAAACUCUUGACAUGCCAUUCAUGUAAAAAAUACAAUUAAUUAAAAAAGCAACGCAUGUCUAGGUAGGUGGAAGGUCAAAAAUGAUUGAAAUACUUUACUUACGGGCAAAAGGUUUAAAUCAUAAUUUGACAUUUCAGAGAUGAUUGCACAAUGGGAGAAUUUUGGGAGAUAGUUAAGUGAGUCAUUUGUUCUUCCACCCUGAUCAUGUCCCGCUUGCAAAUCAUCCAUGAUUAUAAGGAAAUUGAGGGUCUGUUUUAUGAGCAUCGUGUCGAUUGGUUUUUGUAAAAAAAAAAAAAAAAUGCCUCUUCAAUCAGAAAUCAUUCAGAGGAAUGAUUGAAGGAAGGAAAUUGUGUCAUUAAGAGAUCUUUGUUGGAGUAAUUUUUGGAUGGAUUUGAAGAGUGUUGAUAACUAUUUGACACAGAUCACAUGACCUGGCCCCUGCAGGCAUAAUGGAAUGUCUGUUCACCUCUUGUAGCCGAAGGCCCUGUAUAUUGGUACUCAUAAUUAUAUGUCUUUUGUUGCUGUGAACAACUAUGUGGUGCGCUUGUGGGUGUGUGCGUGUGUGCUUCUGUUUGAGUGAAAGGAGAGUGAGGAAGUGACUGUGUAGGACACCAUUGGGAGAAAAGGCUAGCAUUUAUAGUUGUUUGACUAAAAGGGUUUUGGAGCAAAAAAGGUGUUUUCAAGUACAGACCACUGUAACAAGCAGGGGUUGGAACCGAAAACAGGAAAAUAACAUUUUUGUGAAACAGAAGUGAGGAAAUUAUCUAUACUGUUCUAGAACAGACCUGUUAUUUUAAAAGCAUGGGAACCGGUUAAUAACGUUUACGCAACCAAGAGCCUAUGCAAAGCCCUCACUCAGUCACUCAGAAACAUAUUCCAGUGUCUUCCUGCAAGCUGGAAAUCUUUGCCUGUACGUGUUUAGGCUACCUACCCCUCCCCUUCCGAAGCAUAGACUACUGUACUGACAUUACAAGUGUGAUUCAGAAGAUGGGGAGAGAUGUUUUAUUGGCUAGAGAAGAAUGGAUUCACUUUUUUUCAAUGCUCGUUAAGGAUACAUUAGUUAUCACGUUUCACAUUGGAUUUAUUAACUACGAAAAGGAAGACGUGUUUUUAAUUCUGGUGCCGCUCUGCACAAACAAGCUUGUUAACUAGCUCUGGUCCAGCAUUAAGCCAGCUCGGAACUCUCAGAGUGGACCGGACUCACCGACCACCAAGGUCCAGCGCUUGCAUAGAAACCGCUCCUCUGUAGGUAGGGUAUAAUUCGGUGGGUUGAAUUUCGGAGAAUGCAUGUCAUAACAAGCCACGCCUCCUCCUCCACCCACUCGCUCUCCCCACCGGGGGAAUCGCAUCUCGCCCCCUACACUUGUCUGUUCAUCACGCAUGUAAACAACUAGUUUGCCCGCUCCAUAGCAAGCUGCACUAUCUGCACUGAUUGGUGAAGUAAUUUAAUGAACUAAAUGUAAAAAAAAACCUGUUCAUUACACAGGCCAAAAAGGAAUGAUAGAAAACAGUACUUUUUGGGGAUUCUAACUGGUUCAGUACUUUAUUUUGCUGGUCGGAACAGUGGAACGGAAUAAAAUAAAUAGUGGUUCUGUUCAGAACAAAACGAUUGGAAAGUAAUUUUGGUUGGUUCCAACCCCUGGUUAACAGUAGCUCGUCCUCCAAUAAGACUUAUCCUAAAGUGGUGUGGAUUAACAUUGACUACUGGAGUCGUUUUGAAGCGUUCCCUCUCAAUUCCUCUACAACUAAUGUGACUUUAACGAACCAUCCAACCGCUCACCCUUACUCAAGGGACCAAAACAAGGUACAUUCAAGUGUCAAACCAUGGAGAUAGAGACUAAAAGGGUCAAGAUGGGAUGGAAAGAAAAGCCAAGAUAACUUUGACAGUUUUUAUGGUAAUUCUUCAUGAUAAUACCAUAUGUGUGUAUAUAUAAGUACUUAGACGAGACAAAACAAGAUGGAGGAGGGACUUUCACAACAGGAACAUUCAAGUGGUAUUGGCAUAAAGUAUAUAGAGACAUUUCAUUUUCCUCGCUCUUCUGCCGUUUUAAGGUUUGAAAUUAAAACCCAGUUUUCUGGUCUUUUAAAUUUACUAUGGCAGUGUUUAUGUUGACAGGGCAAAGGCUCUUCAUAUUAACCCUGUUACAUUAUCUACAUGGUUUUGUUAUUUCCCAGCAGGCUAAACUGGUUGGAAUUACAUCAGUACAACCUGGUUACAACCAUAUUAUAAACUGGUUGUAAAUGAGGACAUUUAAACCAGCUUUGCCCUCCCACUGUGUUCCCUCAGUAUUUGGAGUUUAUUCAAACCCACAAGAUAUAAAGUUGUGGUCAAUCAGGAAUAGUGUCAAAUACAGUAUACACUGAAUUGGCCUUCAGAUUCAACCAAAUGACAUUUAGACUGAUGGUCAACAGAGCUUGUAGACAGCCUUACGUUAUAACUACAUUGACGAGUUGACCUUUUCCUUUGGUGUACAGUAGGUGUACAGUAGGUGUACAGUACGUGUACAAACCACCAUGGCACCAACGUAUUUCAAAGAAUUCUCAAGUACGUUUCAACGUAUGUCUGAUAUACGGUAGUAGAUGAUUUCGUAUAGAGGAGUUUGAUGUAUAUACUUACCUGAUGCCAUAGGACCAUAUUCACCCUUGUAAUAUUUCCCUUCCCCACUACUCUUAAUGUUGCCUGACUAUAACUAUAACCAUUAUUCUAAGCAAAAUGUUUUUCCCCCCAAAGACGGGCUGUUGUUCUGAUAUGGCAUCCUAUUCCCUGAAUAGUGCACCACUUUUAACCAGAGUUCAAUGCGAUACCUGCUCAAAAUUAGUCCACUAUAAAGGGAGUAGGUUACUAUUUUGGACGUACCCAGGACGUAGAUAUGGGUCCAAGAUUCUCUAUGACCAGACAAGCUCCCAGUCAAACAAUUUGAAAAUCUUUUUGUUUUUUUGCAGGCAGUCUUCCUUGACUUGUAAACCCUAUUUUGAUAUAUUUUCAACUUUUUUUUCUUCAUUGUUCUUAAGCAUAUUUUUAGGUACUUUGGUUAGGUCUCAAUGUAGCUACAUUAUCUGACCACUUGAGGUACUUUGUGUAUAAUGAUGUACAUUUGACAUAUUUAUAAUGCAGUAUGUAAAUAUUGUUUUUUUUGUUUUUGUUUAAUUUUCCUAUUGUAUUUUUUUUCUCUCUACGUUUCUGAACGUGAAACAAAGCAUAAAGCUAAAGAGUUAGCUGUUGUGUGCUUGGAUGCUUGGAUGCUUGGCUGACCUUUGACCUAUUCAUCAAACACUCCAAUAAAACAAUGUAGCCUUUCCUGGAUUUGGGAAAUA
This is a messenger RNA of Oncorhynchus masou masou (cherry salmon), 8283 nucleotides long. Its product is annotated as arf-GAP with GTPase, ANK repeat and PH domain-containing protein 3-like. The record is from RefSeq and is a predicted model, not a curated record. The coding region runs from base 21 to 4211 and encodes 1396 amino acids. The transcript has 18 exons. Gene Ontology annotation, cellular component: nucleus. Gene Ontology annotation, biological process: activation of GTPase activity. Lineage: Eukaryota; Metazoa; Chordata; Actinopteri; Salmoniformes; Salmonidae. Gene Ontology annotation, molecular function: GTP binding; GTPase activator activity; protein binding.